This is a messenger RNA of Scleropages formosus (Asian bonytongue), 1968 nucleotides long. RefSeq names its product oligodendrocyte transcription factor 2-like. Gene Ontology annotation, biological process: oligodendrocyte cell fate specification; neuron differentiation; sensory organ development. Gene Ontology annotation, molecular function: protein dimerization activity; E-box binding; DNA-binding transcription factor activity, RNA polymerase II-specific. Gene Ontology annotation, cellular component: nucleus. The record is from RefSeq and is a predicted model, not a curated record. The coding region runs from base 106 to 918 and encodes 270 amino acids. The transcript has 2 exons. Lineage: Eukaryota; Metazoa; Chordata; Actinopteri; Osteoglossiformes; Osteoglossidae.
GUUGGGCACUUGUGGAAAUAAGCGGUACUGUGACAGUAAGGGUGACAGUGACAUUUCUUCUGCUCUCCUCUUAACGGAAAAGUUGCGCAGGACCUGAGGGAGACUAUGGACUCGGAUGCCAGUCGAGUGUCCAGCAGGCCGUCCUCCCCCGAGGUGGAGGAUCUUUUUCUGUCCGCAGCGAGGAAGUCCGGGGGCGGCUUCUCAGGCGCCGUGUCCUCCACGCAGAGCGACUCCCCGCCGGAGCUGAGCGCGGAUCUGCGUGGCGUGUCGGCCCACGACGAGGACGCGCUCACCGUCAAGAUGCUCUCCAAGAAGGAUCGCAAGCUGCUGUCGGAGAGCGAGCUGCAGAGCAUGAGGCUGAAGAUCAACAGCCGGGAAAGGAAGAGGAUGCACGACCUGAACAUCGCCAUGGACGGGCUGCGCGAGGUCAUGCCCUACGCGCACGGGCCCUCGGUGCGCAAGCUCUCCAAAAUCGCCACUCUCCUCCUGGCCAGAAACUAUAUCCUGAUGCUGAGCAACUCCUUGGAAGAGAUGAAGAGGCUGGUGGGUGAGAUUUACGGCAGCGGCCACCACGGCAGCUUCCAUCCGGCGGCGUGCGGGACCAUGACGCACACGGGGCCCCUGCCGGGCCACCCGGCAGUGUCGCACGCCUCGCACCCGGUUCAUCACCCCUUGCUCCCGCCGCCAGUUUCCACAGCCGCCUCCCUGUCCGCCUCCGGCAUCUCGGCGGUGACCCCGGUCAGACCCCACCACGGACUCCUGAAAGCGCCCACGGCGGGCGCGGGGCCCCUGGGCAGCGGCUUCCAGCACUGGGGCGCCGGGAUGCCGUGUCCGUGCAGCAUGUGCCAGGUGCCGCCUCCGCACGUGUCUGGCAUCAGCGCCGUGAGCAUGCCGAGGCUUACAAGUGACUCGAAAUAACGGAAAGAAAGAAGGCUGUGAAACGAACUGUCUAGUUACCGGUGGUACCAGUCCGUAUCGGCACUGCUGGUGCGUCUCACUUCAAGGAACAUUCAUUUCAGGUUAUAAAUGCCUCGACACAGAUCACAAUAAAAGCGACUGAUACGUACAUGUGUAGUGCUCUGCUGAUGUAGAAAGAAAGAAUGUUCACAUACCGAUCGGUCUGUUUCGCCUCCUGAAAUCAAAUGGCACUGUGAUUGAGAAUGUCACCUUUCGAGGGAGGUGAAGAAGAGCUUUCCGCGCAAUGUCCCGCUCUUUUUCACGGCCCGGGGCGAAGUGGCUCUUCGGAUGAGGUGGAGAAACUUGUGACAGACCAGAGAAAACAGUAAAAAAAAAAAAAAAAAGAAACGUAGUAAAAGUUGUAGAUUAUGUUUGCACAUACUACUGUUUUUCUUGGUGCGUAAUUAAUGUUUUGAAACCAUGAAAUCUAACACUGGUAGCCUCCAUUAUAAUUAUUAUCAUCAUCAUCAUCAUCAUUAUUACACAUACACACACACAUUUAAAAGGGAAGAACACUUUCAUAUUCAGCCAUAUGAUUGAAUUUUCUCGAUUGUUUCAUUUUCCCACAAGACUGAAAUUGUCCAUUUGAACGUGUAAAUAUGUAGAGCUAUGAUUGUGUUUAUAUAGUAUGAGAGAUUUUAUAUUAGAGCUCUGUUGGUGCGCUGGGAGUGACCUGAGGCUCUUGAAGGCUCUUCAGCUCCCAGCUGCCUAAGAACCCCCUCAUGGUCCCUUCUCCCCAUAACUGGUGGUCUGCUGUCUAAUCCCCAAUAGAAACACUCUCGGGCUCAUGCUAACCCAGUAUUUCACCUGUUAAUGCUUUUUUUUUUUUUUUUUUUUUUUUAUUUGGUUUUAUUGCCAAACAUGUCACUGCCAGGCACAAAAAUGGUCGCCUCUUUAUUUUUGUAUGGAAACUGCUAAAUGAUAUUUAUUUACUUAUUUUACUGGAAUUUUAAAUGAACGAGUGAUAAUAUGUUGGCAUUUUAAAUGUUAAUAAAAGAUUUAAUUGAUGGG